Messenger RNA from Entamoeba invadens IP1, 108 nucleotides. RefSeq lists its product as hypothetical. The annotation marks the transcript as partial. The transcript has a single exon. NCBI's taxonomy places the organism in Eukaryota, Evosea, Mastigamoebida, Endamoebidae. The record is from RefSeq and is a predicted model, not a curated record.
GUACGGCGGAACUGUUUCGGGCCACUGGAAGUGACUGCAAUUCCUUCAAAACCAGAGAACACAAAGUGGAAAGCUGCCGAAGGCUUUUUCUUACCUGCGUUGAACUGA